Molecule: messenger RNA, 546 nt
Organism: Daucus carota subsp. sativus
Lineage: Eukaryota; Viridiplantae; Streptophyta; Magnoliopsida; Apiales; Apiaceae
Product: F-box protein At5g07610-like
Exons: 1
Coding region: 1-546 (181 amino acids)
Source: RefSeq, a predicted model, not a curated record
AUGGACGAGCCUUAUACGCUCUACUUCAAAGUGGACGCGGAGAGACUAGAAAAACUGCCAAUGCCUGUGAAGCAUCUGGAGACGGUUCAUUUGCACGGGCAUGAGAAGGCGAAAACUUAUUUUGGGGCUUCGUACCUUGGAGAGUCAGGGGGCCAUUGGAAUGUCGUCGAAUGUAAUUCUAAUAUCACAUGUUUGUUAAAUGUGCAUGAGAUGGCAAGAGACUAUUCAGGGUGGUUUUUGAAGUAUCAGGUUGAUCUGAAUGCAAUUUCUGAUGUAUUUCCGGAAAUAAUCAAGAAGAAGGGCGACAACCGAGAUAGCGGUUACACAUUUAACGUAGUUUCGGUUGUGAGGAGUGGAAAUGAGGAAAAUCAUGAGUCCUUCGUGGUAUUGGAGAUACCUGGUGGAAUGGUUGUCCGUUACAGCCUUGUGGAUAAGAGGGUAAAGAAACUGUGGGAAUUUACUCAGACUGGUUACAAAUUUUAUAAUGAAAAGGGUCUAAGAGGUGUCUGUGGAUUGCCCUACAUUCAGUCUCUUGCCAGUGUGUGA